This is a messenger RNA of Plodia interpunctella (Indianmeal moth), 751 nucleotides long. RefSeq lists its product as uncharacterized. The record is from RefSeq and is a predicted model, not a curated record. The transcript has 3 exons. Lineage: Eukaryota; Metazoa; Arthropoda; Insecta; Lepidoptera; Pyralidae. The coding region runs from base 46 to 303 and encodes 85 amino acids.
GAAAAUGUUGAAAUCUUUAACUUAUAUUCUGGCAACAUUUUUUAAAUGUCAAAAUUCAAUACAUCAGUCGAGAAUUUUCUUACUCUUUCAUUCGCGGUAGUCAGCGGGUGCAACACACAUACUGGUUCGGACAGGAUGAGAACCACACAAAUUGCCCAGUAUGCACUAAGACUCACAUAUUCGCAGCCAGCGAGUCGUGAGAAGAUGAUGUCUCGAUCUGCGCUGGCGCUCGCCGCUAUUGGUCUAGGACUUUCCACCUUCAGCGUCCGUCAAAUGAUCCUCCACCAGUCGAGACGAAUCUAGAUCCAUUAAACGUUCUAGAAAGCUCUAGAAUCAACCAAAGUCUCGAUCAGCAUACAUGAAGAUAAAAUAAAGCUAAUCUUUCAUGUAUCAUCUCCAUUCUUCCAGGCGUCGAAAAUAUUAUCGAGCGUUCAAAUUUGGAACAACGCCGGCAAUGCAUUUGACGCCCAACGUAUUAUUUUUAAAGUGUUUUAAAUUUAUUGUCGUAGAAAAAUUGUAAAGACAUUUCUUAAGUACCUACUUAUGUGAAAAAAGAAUAAUUUAUUUUUUAAAUAAUGUGUGUGUAGUAGUUUAGUAAUUGCCCACCUGUCAAACGGAUUUCUUUAGAUAAGUUUUAAGUAUUGUGUGGGUGAUUUUUAAGUUACAGUUAGCAUGAAAGAUUGUGUGAGAUCCAACGACCGUCUGUAUUGUGAUGGAAAAACCAAAUAAACGUUACAUUAAAAAUUGCCAA